CAGAUCCCGCCAAGAUGUACAACGCGAGAUCGCGUGGCAACGCUGCCAACGAGGGGAUUGCCCCCAAAAGAAUGCUCACCAUCGGCGCCCUGCUCCUCAUCCUGGGCGUUGGCCAGGUGGCCGCCAUGUCGCUGGAUCGCCUGGCUCUCGAGAGGAACGAGCUGCCCGCCGAGCAAGCGCAUCAGCAGCAGCAGCAGCAGCGGCAGCAGGAUGUCCUCGUGGACGACAUGAAACUGACCUCCAUUCCCUCCGCCGACUCCUCGGACAUGUACAUGCUGGUGCCCGAGACGGUGGCCAGCCAGCUGGAAGACACCGAGCAUGUGAAUCGCAACUCGAUUGAAGCCAAUCCCGAAGUGGAUCCCUCCAGUUCCGCCGCCUCCGACAUGCUGAUGCUGGAGAGCGACUCCAGUCCAGCCAUGCAGUUGGUCGAGCUGCCCAGCGACAUUACGGUGGCCGAAUCCCAGCCAGAAACGGAGCACGAUCUGGACAGCGAGCAUCAGCAGCCCGAGUCCAUCGAGGAGCAUGUGAUCUUGAUGAAGCCGCUCAGCCAGGAGGCUCAGCUGGAGCAAACGAUGGACUUUGCCACUGAGGCGGCACCAGUUCCCCUCCAGGAUGAUCAGGCAGAGGAUGAGGAGUCUCCAGCUGCCACUGCCACCGAAACUGUGCUCGAGGAGUCGGAGAAGGAAGCCGAGCCACAUAUGGACGAUCAGGUGCCCGAGGAAUCGGAAACUCAGCCGGAACAGGUGCAGCCAGAGGAGUCCCAGCCGGAACAGAAGUUGGAGCAUGAGGCUCAGGCAGAGAUUGAAGCUCAGCCAGAGGUUGAGGGCCAAUCAGAUAUGGAAGCCCAGCCUGAAGGUGAUUCCCAGCCAGAGGUUGAGUCCCAGCCAGAGAUUGAGUCCCAGCCAGAAGCCGAAUCCCAGCCAGAAGCCGAAUCCCAGCCAGAAGCUGAGUCCCAGCCAGAAGCUGAGUCCCAGCCAGAGGUUGAAACCCAGCCAGAAGCUGAGUCCCAACCAGAGGUGGAAGCCCAGCCUGAGGCAGAAUCCCAGCCAGAAAAGAACCUCGAAGCCGAAGCCGAAGUGGAGAAAGCCAGCGACAACGAGGUGGACACCACGGAGGCAUCUCUGAUGGAAACCCUGGUGGAGGGCCUUGAAGAUGGUCUGACCGCCGCCAUGGACAACCUGGUGCCCGAGGAACUGGCCGAGGCCACUGAGAAUAAGGAGCCGGAACAGGAAACCGAGGAGGAGCAGUCACCAGUCACCGAAGCCAUCGAGGAGCAGGCAGUCCCGGAAGUUGAGCAGGAAAAGGAGAAGGAACCCGAGCAGCUCACCCUGGCCGAUGAGCCGGAGGAAGAGUCAGUCCCAGCCGCGAAUGCCGAACCAGCGGAGGUUGCUCCAGAGCAGCAGGUGCAAGAGGAGAUUGCUCCCGCUGAAAUUCCCGAGGAAGCCAAGCCUGAGGAGGAUGUUCCCAAGGAGGAUGAGGCUAAGCCUGUAGAGGAAUCCAGGCCAGAGGAGGAGGUCAAGGCGGAAGAGGAAUCCAAGCCAGAGGAGGAGGCCCAGAAUGAUGCAGAGAUUCAGCCUGUGAUAAGUGAAAUGAAACCUGAGGAAAUCGCAGCUGAAGUUCCUGCUGAGAUUCCUGCUGAAACCCCCGCCGAAGUUCCCGCGGAAACUUUUGCUGAAAUCCCAGCUGAAACUGCGGAUGAAACUCCUGCUGAAGUCCCAGCUGGAAUCCCAGAAGAAACCCCUGCUGAAAUCCCAGCUGAAACUGCUGAUGAAACCCCUGCCGGAACCCCUUCUGGAACCCCUUCUGAAAUUCCUGCUGAAACUCCCGCUGAAACCCCCGCUGAAACUCCCGCUGAGAUCCCCGCUGAAACUCCCGCUGAGAUCCCCGCUGAAACUCCAGCUAAAAUCCCUGCUGAAGUCCCAGCUGUAACCCCGGCUAAGACCCAAGACGAGAUCCAAUCCGACUCUACCCAAACCGAGCCUGAGGCGGAGAAGGAAACCAAGCCCGCCGAAUCCUCCCUGCUGACCACCAUCAUUCCCACGGUGGUGGCCCAGCCCCAGGUGCCAUCGCAGCCCCUCCAGGUGCAGGACAGUGUGCUCAACUACGUCAACGCCUCGUUCCUGCAGCAGCAGCCAUCGGAGACGGAUCUGCCCAAGACGGAGGAGGAGUCCCCUGUCAAUGCCCAUCUGAGACGCUACGAUGGCGCCCAAGUGUGGCGCAUUGUGGUCCAGACCGACAAGGACAAGCGCAUGGCCGAUGAACUGCAGUCCAAAUACGAUGGUCAACUGUGGAAGGAGGUCAAGCAGGAGGUGGACUAUCUGCUGAAACCCCAGGUUUUGGCCGCCGCCGAGCGCCACAUUCGCGCUGCCAAUCUUUCCCGCAUUGUUCUGAUCGACAACCUGCAGCACGUCAUCGAAAAGGAGAAUCCGCCAGCGGAGAAGAUCGCCGAGCUCCAGAACAGAAAGGGACACCGGCUCACCUGGCAGGCCUACCACCGCCUGGAGGACAUCCACGGCUUCAUCGACUACAUGGCCAAGACCUAUCCGGAUAUUUGCUCCACGGAAGUCAUUGGCUACUCGGUGGAGAAGCGACCCCUGAAGAUUCUCAAGAUUUCCAAUGGCAAUGCCCGUAAUCCCGGCGUCUGGAUCGAUGGUGGCAUGCAUGCCCGCGAGUGGAUCAGCCCGGCGACGGUCACCUACAUCGCCAACCAGCUGGUCGAGGGCUGGGAGGACCUGCCCGAGCACAUGCGCAGCAUCAACUGGUACAUCCAUCCGGUGGCCAAUCCCGAUGGCUACGAGUACUCCCACACCACCGAUCGCCUGUGGCGCAAGAACAUGCGGGCCCAUGGCCGCCAGUGUCCCGGAGUGGAUCUCAACCGUAACUUUGGCUACAAGUGGGGCGGCAAGGGCACCUCGGCCAGUCCCUGCUCGCAGACCUACCGCGGCAGCAAGGCCUUCUCCGAGCCCGAGACCUUCUACAUCUCCAAGUUCAUCAGCGGAUUCCCCAGGGAGACCUUCCAGGCGUACCUCUCGUUCCACAGCUACGGCCAGUACAUCCUCUACCCAUGGGGCUACGACUACCAGCUAACCCAGGAUCGGGCCGAUCUUGAUCGCGUGGCCCGACAGGCGGGAACGAGCAUCACCAAGUCGACGGGAGUGAAGUACACGGUGGGAUCCUCCGCCACAACCCUGUACCCCGCCGCCGGAGGCUCCGACGAUUGGGCCAAGGGCAUUGCGGGCAUCAAGUACGCCUACACCAUCGAGAUGGGCGACACUGGACGCUACGGCUUCGUCCUGCCCGCCCGGUUCAUCCAGUACAAUGGCAAGGAUGGCGUGACCUUCGCCGACACGGUGGCCCGGGCCAUUGCCCAGGGACGCGGCAAAUCGGUGGCCAGGAACGGCAGUGGCAGCCGGAGGCGUCGCCACUAGUCCAGUCCACUUAGCUCAAUGCGAUUUUUUGUAAAUCAUCCUAAUGAUUUUUUUUUUUGCUAUUUAUAUGAAUACUAUUUAUUUAUUUAUUUAUUCUACUUGUAACUAGACGAAUUGAACACACACAAAAGAACACACAAAAACAAAACAAAAAACUCAUCUAAAUAGACUGAAAAAUGUUUAUUAAAAAAGUAAAAGAUUAAAAAUUAAAACAAAAA
Molecule: messenger RNA, 3646 nt
Organism: Drosophila biarmipes
Lineage: Eukaryota; Metazoa; Arthropoda; Insecta; Diptera; Drosophilidae
Product: neurofilament heavy polypeptide
Exons: 5
Coding region: 15-3428 (1137 amino acids)
Biological process (GO): proteolysis
Molecular function (GO): zinc ion binding; metallocarboxypeptidase activity
Source: RefSeq, a predicted model, not a curated record